CACUCUUAGAGUAUUCACCAUAUCAACAUAUCCCGCCAUGGUGUUUCUAUUUUCAAACCUUCAGUCCAAAAAGCUCUUACCCUUUUGGCUUCUGCUUUCAACUUGUUUUUGUGCAUUCACAACACCUACUUCAACUACUUCAUCAGCAACUUUACAAAGUAGAGAAGCAAGUGCUUUGUUGAAGUGGAAAAUAAGUCUUGACAACCAUAGCCAAGCUUUGUUAUCUUCAUGGAGUGGCAAUAAUUCAUGCAACUGGCUUGGAAUUUCUUGUAAAGAAGAUUCCAUUUCUGUCUCUAAGGUAAAUCUGACAAAUAUGGGAUUGAAAGGUACGCUCGAAAGUCUUAACUUCUCAUCACUUCCAAAUAUCCAAACCCUAAACAUAAGUCACAAUUCCUUAAAUGGAAGUAUUCCUUCCCAUAUUGGAAUGUUGUCCAAACUUGCUCAUCUUGAUCUUAGUUUCAAUCUUCUCUCAGGAACAAUUCCAUAUGAAAUAACACAGUUGAUUAGCAUUCAUAGUUUAUACCUGGAUAAUAAUGUUUUCAACAGUUCCAUUCCAAAAAAAAUAGGUGCAUUGAAGAAUCUGAGAGAACUUAGUAUCUCAAAUGCAAGUCUCACGGGGACUAUCCCAACUUCUAUUGGGAACCUGACUUUGUUGUCACAUCUGUCUAUAGGAAUAAACAACCUUUAUGGUAACAUUCCAAAAGAACUUUGGAAUUUGAACAACUUAACCUACUUAGCAGUUGAUUUAAAUAUAUUUCAUGGUUUUGUAUCUGUCCAAGAAAUUGUGAACUUGCAUAAGCUAGAGACUCUUGAUCUUGGUGAAUGUGGUAUUUCCAUUAAUGGUCCCAUCCUCCAAGAACUUUGGAAGUUGGUAAAUUUGUCUUACCUUUCUCUUGAUCAAUGCAAUGUCACAGGGGCUAUUCCAUUUUCUAUAGGAAAGUUGGCGAAGAGUUUGACAUAUCUAAAUUUAGUACACAACCAAAUUUCUGGCCACAUCCCUAAGGAAAUUGGAAAGUUACAAAAGCUAGAAUAUUUAUACCUGUUUCAAAAUAACUUAUCUGGUAGUAUUCCAGCUGAAAUUGGGGGAUUGGCGAACAUGAAAGAUUUAAGGUUUAAUGACAAUAAUCUUUGUGGUUCGAUUCCUCGUGAAAUUGGAAUGAUGAGAAAUGUUGUUCUAAUUUAUUUGAACAAUAACUCUCUCUCAGGUGAAAUCCCUCGAACAAUUGAAAACCUGAGUGAUUUACAAUCUCUUACAUUUUCUGAAAACCAUCUUAGUGGCCACAUCCCUCUGGGAAUUGGAAAGUUAAGGAAGCUAGAGUAUCUAUAUCUUUCUGACAAUAACUUAUCUGGAAGCAUUCCUGUGGACAUUGGGGGGUUGGUGAACCUAAAAGAUUUACGGUUGAAUGACAACAAUCUUUCUGGUGAAAUCCCACCAACAAUUGGAAACUUGAGCGACAUACUAUAUCUUUCAUUUCCUGGAAACUAUCUCACUGGGAAAUUACCAACAGAAAUGAACAUGCUUGUCAACUUGGAUCGCCUGCUAAUCUAUGAUAAUGACUUCAUCGGUCAGCUGCCGCACAACAUUUGCAUUGGUGGGAAUUUGAAAUACUUGGCUGUUAUGAAUAACCACUUCACAGGCUCAGUUCCAAAGAGUUUGAAGAAUUGCUCUAGCAUUAUUAGGAUUAGACUUGAACAAAACCAACUUACUGGAAAUAUAACAGAGAUUAUAGAUUUUGGAGUAUAUCCAAAUUUGGUUUACAUGCAAUUAAGUCAAAACAAUUUUUAUGGACACCUUUCAUCCAAUUGGGGAAAGUUCCAUAAUCUGACAACCUUCAAUAUUUCCAAUAAUAAUAUAUCAGGCCAUAUACCACCAGAAAUAGGAGGGGCACCCAUUUUGGGUUCACUUGACUUAUCUUCAAACCAUCUCACAGGGAAAAUUCCGAGGGAGUUAAGCAACUUAUCUUUGUCCAAUCUCUUGAUAAGCAACAACCAUCUCUCAGGAAACAUUCCUGUAGAAAUAUCAUCCUUAGAGCUUGAGACCUUAGACCUUGCAGAAAAUGAUCUAAGUGGCUUCAUCACAAAACAACUUGCAAAUUUGCCUAAGGUAUGGAACUUAAAUUUGAGCCAUAACAAAUUCACAGGAAAUAUUCCUAUUGAAUUUGGACAAUUUAAUGUCCUUGAAAUCCUAGAUCUCAGUGGAAAUUUUUUGGAUGGAACAAUACCAUCAAUGCUUACACAGUUGAAAUACUUGGAAACAUUGAAUAUCUCACAUAAUAAUCUUUCUGGUUUUAUUCCCUCUAGCUUCGAUCAGAUGUUCAGCUUAACAUCUGUUGAUAUAUCAUAUAACCAAUUGGAGGGUCCACUCCCCAAUAUUCGAGCUUUCAGCAACGCUACAAUUGAAGUGGUGAGAAAUAAUAAAGGCUUGUGUGGUAAUGUCUCUGGCUUAGAGCCCUGCCUAAUAUCAAGCAUUGAAUCUCAUCAUCAUCAUUCGAAGAAAGUCUUAUUGAUAGUUUUACCCUUUGUAGCUGUUGGAACUCUAGUUCUAGCCUUAUUUUGCUUCAAAUUCUCACAUCAUCUCUUCCAAAGAUCAACCACCAAUGAAAAUCAGGUUGGAGGGAACAUCAGUGUACCACAAAAUGUACUUACAAUAUGGAACUUUGAUGGAAAAUUUUUGUAUGAGAACAUUUUGGAAGCCACAGAAGAUUUUGAUGAAAAACAUCUCAUUGGAGUUGGAGGGCAUGGAAGUGUCUACAAAGCAAAGUUGCACACAGGUCAAGUAGUUGCUGUGAAAAAGCUCCAUUCAGUAGCAAAUGGAGAAAAUCCAAAUCUAAAAUCAUUCACAAAUGAGAUCCAAGCUCUGACCGAAAUUCGACAUCGUAAUAUUGUGAAGUUGUAUGGAUUUUGCUCACAUUCACAGUUGUCAUUUUUGGUUUAUGAGUUUGUAGAGAAAGGUAGUUUGGAAAAGAUUUUGAAAGAUGAUGAAGAAGCAAUUGCAUUUGAUUGGAAUAAGAGGGUGAAUGUCAUUAAAGAUGUAGCCAAUGCUUUAUGCUACAUGCAUCAUGAUUGCUCGCCUCCAAUUGUUCAUCGAGAUAUAUCAAGCAAGAAUAUUCUUCUGGAUUCGGAAUGUGUGGGUCAUGUCUCUGACUUUGGAACAGCUAAGCUUCUUGAUCUUAAUUUAACGAGCUCAACCUCGUUUGCAUGCACAUUUGGAUAUGCUGCUCCAGAACUUGCAUACACAACAAAAGUGAACGAGAAGUGUGAUGUGUACAGUUUUGGAGUAUUAGCAUUGGAAAUACUUUUUGGAAAACAUCCCGGAGAUGUUAUAUCCUUAUUGAACACCAUUGGCUCUAUACCUGAUACUAAGCUAGUAAUAGAUAUGUUCGACCAACGUCUCCCUCAUCCUUUGAAUCCCAUUGUUGAGGAGUUAGUAUCGAUUGCAAUGAUAGCUUUUGCAUGUUUGACUGAAAGUUCACAAUCUCGCCCUACCAUGGAGCAGGUAUCAAGGAGCUUGUAAUGUCAAAGUGGUUUCACACAAAUAUCUGAAGAUUAUACUUGGUUAAUAUGCUUGAGUUUUACUUAUUCUUCCUUGUUUUUUACUUUUGUAAACCUUUUUUGACUUGUUUGUAUUAUAAGUUGCUUCACAAAAAAUUGAACUCAUUGUUUAAAGAAUAAAUGUUGUAGAACUAUAGAGAAAAUUGAAGUUAAUAUAAUGAUGCUAUGUAUUCGUGAUA
Medicago truncatula (barrel medic) is the source of this 3731-nucleotide messenger RNA. RefSeq names its product probable leucine-rich repeat receptor-like protein kinase At1g35710. Bases 38 to 3514 code for a protein of 1158 amino acids. Gene Ontology annotation, biological process: protein phosphorylation. NCBI's taxonomy places the organism in Eukaryota, Viridiplantae, Streptophyta, Magnoliopsida, Fabales, Fabaceae. Gene Ontology annotation, molecular function: ATP binding; protein kinase activity; protein binding. The transcript has 3 exons. The record is from RefSeq and is a predicted model, not a curated record.